This is a messenger RNA of Clarias gariepinus (North African catfish), 993 nucleotides long. RefSeq names its product trace amine-associated receptor 13c-like. The coding region runs from base 1 to 993 and encodes 330 amino acids. The transcript has a single exon. Lineage: Eukaryota; Metazoa; Chordata; Actinopteri; Siluriformes; Clariidae. Gene Ontology annotation, biological process: G protein-coupled receptor signaling pathway. Gene Ontology annotation, molecular function: trace-amine receptor activity. Gene Ontology annotation, cellular component: membrane. The record is from RefSeq and is a predicted model, not a curated record.
AUGAAUCUUAUAGAAUAUAACCAGUCUGAUCGGUGUGAGCAUUUCUCCUGUCCAGAGAGAUCUGUAUCUCCUGUAGUUUAUAUCUUACUGUAUGUUUGUUCAGCUGCUGCGGUUCUGACAACAGUGUGUGGAAAUAUGCUUAUCAUUAUUUCUGUUCUUCACUUUAAGCAACUUCACACAUCUACAAACACACUUGUACUCUCCCUGGCUGUAUCAGAUUUCCUCAUUGGUGCUUUAGUUAUGCUACCAGAGUUAUUCUGGGCAAUUGAGUCAUGUUGGAUUUUUGGAAGAAGUUUCUGCACCAUCUUUUGGUUAAUUGGUGGUUUUAUUGUAGGCGUAUCUGUCUAUAAUGUUGCUCUGAUUUCUGUAGAUCGGUAUUUGGCUCUCUCAAGCCCAUUUUUUUACACAAACAAAAUAUCUAUAUGGGUAAUGUGCACUGUGGUUUGUUCUACCUGGUGUGUGACUCUGGGGUAUAGCAUAACCUUCUGUUAUUUCACUAAGAGCUUCUCGAAUUUUUUACUGUGUCCUGGAGAGUGUAUGCUCUUUCUAAGCAAGGUUUGGUCUCUAAUAGACCUUGUAUAUCUAUUUCUUUUUCCAUUUUCUGUCAUAAUCAUAUUUUAUACUCUAGUUUUUGUGAUUGCUAAGAAACAUGCCACUGCUAUCAGAGAGCUGAAUAAUCACACACAGACUAAAACACGGAAAAUCACCUCACAGUCAAUGAAAUCUGAGAGAAAAGCAGCUAAAGUCCUCGGCAUUUUAGUCUCUGUGUUUCUGGCCUGUGUGCUUCCAUAUUUUAUUUAUAGUUUAUCAGGCAAUCUUAUUGAACUACAGGCAGAAACUGCUCAUAAACUUAUGAUUUUGGUUUAUCUUAACUCUGCCAUUAAUCCAUUUAUUUAUGCUCUUUUUUACCCAUGGUUUAGAAGGUGCAUUAAAUUAAUUAUAACUCUGCAAAUAUUCCAAGCAGAUUCUUCAUUAAUCAGUGUUCUUUCAUGA